Molecule: messenger RNA, 2137 nt
Organism: Maniola jurtina (meadow brown)
Lineage: Eukaryota; Metazoa; Arthropoda; Insecta; Lepidoptera; Nymphalidae
Product: serine proteinase stubble-like
Exons: 7
Coding region: 94-2121 (675 amino acids)
Biological process (GO): proteolysis
Molecular function (GO): serine-type endopeptidase activity
Source: RefSeq, a predicted model, not a curated record
GUUUGUCAAAAAAAGUGUGAAGUAAAACACCGCGUUGAAAAAAGGAAAAUGAAAGUGAAUUUAUGAAGAGUGCAUGUCAGUGACCGUUCUAAUAUGCUUGCCAACGGUUGGAAAGUGUUUUUACUCAUAGCCGCGUCGUAUGCAGUCGGCGAACCAAGCCGCGCUCUUACCCUAUACCAAAAACCCAGAACAUAUCCCAUGUUUAUCCCAAAAACCCGUAGAAAAUACUCACGCAUCCUCUUCCUUGACGACGAAGAAAAAAACACGCCAAUAGGUCUAGGUGAGAUUGAUUUAACGCAAAAAUUCGACUCAAAGAUCAAGUUUGAUGAUUCAACGGAUUACGAAUUCACUUCGCCGGAUACGGAUUUGAAAAUUGAUGGUAAUGAAAGGUUUUACGAGUUGCAAAGGCUGCGGCCGAGUUUCCCAAAGUUUUACCAAGGCAGGUUCAGUCGUCCGUACGCGCCGAGUUUCGGUUUUGACCCGUACCAAGCGUACGCUCCGCCGCGGACGGGUUUUUACGGACCGAACGUUUUGAAUAACGGUUGGAAGGCGCGGAGUCCUCGUGUAGUGUUUCCGUAUACUCCGGAAAGUGGUUCGAAUUCCGUAAACGCGGUGAGCCCGGCAAGUUCCGUAAACCCCGUAAACCCCGUAAAUUCCGUACAAACGAACUCGCACGGUGGUCCGAACUUCAAUGACAAUGUUGUGUUUCGUGAACCAAGUUCCGGAAAUGAGAUCGGAGCGGAGGAACAGACUCUACAGGAUAUUUCUUCCGGAACUGACGCUUUUUCGGAAAGAGAUGCCACCGACACACAUCGAGCUCGAAACGAAAUCAAACGAAACGGACUCAUAUAUAAGAGAUACCAACAUUACAGAUUAAGAAAACCUAUGUUCAUCCAAACAGAGGUUUAUAUAAAAAGAAAUGCAUACGAGUAUCCGAACGCGACUCACGAAUCAGUGCUGCCAGCAUUCAAACCGAUCUCGGAUGCACAGAUUAAAAAAAUCAAUGAAAUAAUCAAAGAGUUAAGUACAAAUAGACUGAAUAGUACAAAUGGGAAGAGAAAAGGAAGAGUCAUAGAUACAGUACAAAGUAUAGAAACGCCUAAGAUUGAGCCUACAAAAAUAUACGAGUAUGAUAAGAAAGAUGUAGAUAAUAAUUGUUCCCAAGGGGGGACGUGUGAGUUUUUUAUCUAUUGCUGGAUGGUUGGCGGUCUUCUAGAAGGUUCUUGUGGAAGCUUACUCAAAAGCUGCUGCCAUAGAGUAGCGAAAGCCGGUUUACUUGGUGUCCAAGACUCCAAUAGUAUCGAAUUUUCACCGAACGAAGGCAUUAGCUAUGGCCCCGUUAUAAACGAUGAAAGUUGCGGCGUGGCCGUGGGCAAGCAGACCGCCCAGCGCAGAAUAGUGGGUGGAGACGACGCAGGCUUCGGCACCUUUCCCUGGCAAGCCUACAUCAGGAUCGGCUCCUCCAGAUGUGGAGGAUCUUUGAUAUCACGUCGUCACGUGGUCACGGCGGGUCACUGCGUCGCACGCGCACAGCCUCGCCACGUGCGCGUUACGCUGGGCGACUACGUCAUCAACUCGGCCGCUGAGCCUCUACCGGCUUACACCUUCGGCGUUAGGAAUAUCAAAGUGCAUCCUCUGUUCAAAUUCACGCCUCAAGCUGACCGCUUCGACGUGGCCGUGCUCACGCUCGACAGAAACGUCCACUACAUGCCGCAUAUAGCACCAAUCUGCCUACCAGAGCGAGGAUCUGACUAUCUGGGGCAGUACGGCUGGGCGGCCGGCUGGGGAGCCCUCAGCCCCGGCUCAAGGCUUCGCCCGCGGACUCUGCAGGCCGUCGACGUGCCAGUGCUCGACAACCGAGUGUGCGAGCGCUGGCACAGAGCUAAUGGCAUAAAUGUAGUGAUAUACCCCGAGAUGCUCUGCGCUGGGUACCGAGGCGGAGGCAAAGACAGCUGUCAAGGUGACAGCGGAGGACCUCUCAUGCUGGAGCGUGCGGGGCGCUGGUACCUCAUAGGAGUGGUGUCCGCCGGGUACUCCUGCGCAAGCCGAGGCCAACCGGGGAUAUAUCAUAGAGUGGCGCACACGGUGGAUUGGAUAUCACACGCUACCACACUCUCGUAGCACUAAAUUUCCCUAA